Molecule: messenger RNA, 435 nt
Organism: Trichosporon asahii var. asahii CBS 2479
Lineage: Eukaryota; Fungi; Basidiomycota; Tremellomycetes; Trichosporonales; Trichosporonaceae
Exons: 4
Coding region: 1-435 (144 amino acids)
Source: RefSeq, a predicted model, not a curated record
AUGUUCAAGUCACUAGCCCUCGUCUCGGUGCUUGCCCUUACCGCCUCCGCGGACCUCUUCAACCUGAAGCAAAUCCACGACGUGUCCGAGAAAUGCCACGACCACUGCGGCGAGGUCGGCAACGUGAUCAGCAACAACUGCACGUCCCUCUUCAAGGGAUGCCUUACCGAGUUCUGCAAGGCGGCCAGUGUCAAGCCCUGCCUUGAGUGUCUCAAGACGGAGAAGAUGUACGACAAGUUUGAAUCUGUCUGCGACUUCUUCGGCAAGGACACCAACACUUCCUCCAGCAGCUCUGCUGGCCCCUCCGCCACCAGCAGCAGCGCCGUCUCGGCCGCAAGCGCAAAGGAGGACAAGAAGGACAACGGCGCCUCGUUCGCUGCGCCGGCAGUCGGUGUCGCGGCUGUGGCGGCUGCUGCCGUCGCUGCGGUUCUUUAG